Messenger RNA from Macrosiphum euphorbiae (potato aphid), 543 nucleotides. Lineage: Eukaryota; Metazoa; Arthropoda; Insecta; Hemiptera; Aphididae. The record is from the annotation of a GenBank genome assembly.
AUGGCUAAACAAUUAGUUAUUGUGAUCGCAGGAGUCACAUGUGGGGGCAAAACUACUAUUGCCAACCGUCUUACAAACACAUUUAAUGAUAUUUCAAUAUUACAUCAAGAUGAUUUUUACUAUACUAAAUAUGAAGAUCAUUUGGAAAGUAUUCCAGAACUUAAUUACCAUGCAUGGGAUAAAAUAAGUGCCUAUGAUAUGAAUAAAAUGAUGACUGCAAUUGAUUCUCAAACUUCUAAAAUUUUAGUGCUUGAAGGAAUUCUUUUACUUGAUGAUAUUAGAAUUUUAAAUUUAGCAGAUUUAACAUUUUUUACUAUUUUGGAUAAAGAAAUUUGUUGGGAUAGACGUGUAGCUAGAACAUAUUUGCCUCCUGAACCACCCGGAUAUUUUGAGAAGUAUGCAUGGCCUGAGUAUGAAAGACAUUUAGAAAUGAUAAAAAAAAAAAAAACUGAUGUUAUAUUUUUAAAUGGUUCUGACAGCAUUGAUUUUAAUACGUCUGUUGUUGUUAAUCACAUCAAUCAACUAGUAUUAAAUUUAAAAUAA